This is a messenger RNA of Lotus japonicus, 1432 nucleotides long. RefSeq names its product WAT1-related protein At4g08290-like. Lineage: Eukaryota; Viridiplantae; Streptophyta; Magnoliopsida; Fabales; Fabaceae. Gene Ontology annotation, cellular component: plasma membrane. The transcript is spliced from 7 exons. Gene Ontology annotation, molecular function: transmembrane transporter activity. The record is from RefSeq and is a predicted model, not a curated record. Bases 81 to 1250 code for a protein of 389 amino acids.
GUAAUCAAAGCACACCCAACUUCACUACUACUUCUCAAAAACAAAGAGAUCUAUCUAGAGAGAGAGGUAAUAAAUUUAAGAUGGGUGUGACAACGUGUUGUGACAAGGUGCAUUCAUGGUUCCGCGAUUCAAAAGCGCUUUUGAUAAUCAUAAGCCUGCAAUUUGGCUCUGCUGGGAUGUAUGUUAUCACCAAGGAUGCUCUUAACAAAGGAAUGAGUCAUUAUGUGUUUGUUGUUUACCGUAAUAUCAUCGCCACUAUAGUUCUUGGUCCCUUCGCAUUUUUUCUUGAAAGGAAAACAAGGCCCAAGAUGACAAUUCGGAUAUUUUCAGAAAUUAUGGCUGUGGCUUUUGUCGAGAUAAUACUUGAUCAGUGCUUCACCUUCCUUGGGAUGAAGAUGACAUCAGCCUCUUUUGCAUCAGCCGUGAUGAAUUCCGUACCAUCCAUCACCUUUGUACUCGCAAUCAUUUUUCGAUUGGAGCGCAUGAAGUUGAAGGAGUUAGGAUGCCAAGCCAAAGUGUUUGGCACUGUGGUGAGUCUUGGAGGAGCAUUUCUAAUGGCACUCUACAAAGGUCCAGUUGUUGGAUCAUCAGCGAGCCACGUUGCUCAAUCUCAGAAUGUGAGCAACUCGAGUGGCGAUCAGUGGCUCAUUGGUGCAUGUUUCCUCCUCAUAGGUUGUGCUGGCUUCUCUGCUUUCUACAUCUUGCAAGCCAUAACAUUGAGAAAGUAUCCAGCAGAGAUGUCUCUAGCAACAUGGAUUUGCUUUGUGGGUGCACUUCAAAGCAGUGCAUUAACAAUUUUCAUGGAACACCAUGACCCUGCAGCAUGGUCACUAGGAUUGGAUUCUAAGCUUUUUGCUUGUGCAUACUCGGGUAUAGUAACUUCAGCAGUCCAAUUUUACGUGCAAGGCACUGUUAUUAAAACAAAAGGCCCAGUCUUCGUCACUGCUUUCAAUCCCCUGCGUAUGAUCAUAGUCACAGCCUUGGCCUGCAUCCUCCUCUCAGAGAAACUCUACCUUGGAAGCCUUAUUGGCGGAGUAGUUGUGGUUAUGGGGCUUUAUCUAGUUGUGUGGGGCAAAGCUAAAGAACAGAAAAAUUUGAUACCACCUUGCCCUGAAAAGGAGAUAUCACAGCAGCUGCCAGUUAUUGCCCCAAAAAUUGAGAACAAUGAAAAUAAAGCACAAGUGGUCAUAAAUAGAGCUGGAACCAUUGAUGUGGAAGCCAGAGGUUCAUCAAGUACAGAGAGUAAUUGAUCUGUGACAAAUGAAGUGUGCACCUUAAUGGGAUAUCAAUUUUCAUAAUGUAGUACUGACUCUGGUCUAAGACCAAAUGUAGUGUGAAUUACGAGUUUAUGUUUUGAGGUUAUUUUGUUCAAGUUUUGAGGUCCCCUGCUGCAAAUUGCAAUGAAUGAAAUAUGAGUUGCAUGUUUUUGUUA